This is a messenger RNA of Aureococcus anophagefferens, 2076 nucleotides long. RefSeq lists its product as hypothetical. The record is from RefSeq and is a predicted model, not a curated record. The coding region runs from base 1 to 2076 and encodes 691 amino acids. Gene Ontology annotation, molecular function: calcium ion binding; extracellular ligand-gated monoatomic ion channel activity; transmembrane signaling receptor activity. Gene Ontology annotation, cellular component: neuron projection; membrane; synapse. The transcript has 2 exons. Gene Ontology annotation, biological process: signal transduction; monoatomic ion transmembrane transport; chemical synaptic transmission. Lineage: Eukaryota; Pelagophyceae; Pelagomonadales; Pelagomonadaceae.
AUGGCGAUGAGGCGGCUGGCGCUGCUGGGGCUCGCGUCCACCCGCGCCACGGCGUCGACCUCCGUCGGGUCGGAGCUGGCGAACUACGGCUACGAAUACACCUACUACGAGGACCUGUACGAGAAUUGGACGCAGACGGGCUGCCGCUACGCCAUGUGGGAGGACCUGGACUUCGACUUUUACGAGCGCUUCUACUGGAAGCCCGAGGACCUCUGGGCCUUGAUCAGCAACAACACGUUCCUGAGCACGCACGAGCUCGAGGCCUGGGUCUUCGGCGACGAGGGCAACGCGCGGGGCGACCGCACGCCCUACUACGACUCGGGCAUCUCGCCGACGGCCUGGCUCGUCGACGAUCUCGAGGCGCCGCCGAUCUACCUCUACCCGGAGUUCCAGCUCACGGACUUCGACGUCGACGAGCACAAGGGCUCGUUCAAGGUCAGCGGCUUCUUCAAGCUCGGCUGGAUGGACUUCCGGCUCGCCUACGCCUUCACGCCGGCCUGCGCGCUCCAGUUCGGGACGAAGUACCGCUGGCUCCUCGACGAGAAGUACCACGGCAAGCUCUGGCAGCGCGACUGGUACCUCGUCAACGCGGUCGGGCCGUCCGCGCUCAGCGCGCGGACGACGUCCAUCUGGAUCUACCCGAGCGGCUGGCUCGUCGAGAAGCAGCAGAUCAUGCAGGAGCUCAAGUGCGACCUGGACCUGCGGGAGCUGCCCUUCGACCGCCAGAAGUGCAAGAUGCGCAUCGGCAUCUCGGGCCUCACGUCGGAGAAGGCGGUCUUCGAGGUCCCCGUGGCGUCGUUCCGGGGGGCCGACGGCGACAAGGUCGACAACGCGCAGUGGAAGAUCCUGGAGGUCAAGGUCUACACGGAGCUGCAGGAGUACUUCACGCAGGGCAAGGCGACGCCCGCGGACGAGGUCGACCUCUACAGCGAGGCCUACAUCGAGUUCACGCUGCAGCGCAAGCCCCUCUUCUACUUCGUCGAGGUCGUGCUCCCGGCGAUCCUCUUCCUCUUCGUCGCCUACAUCGGCUUCUACAUCAACGCGAACGUCGCGCCCGCGCGCGUCGGCGUCACCGUGAUCCCCGUGCUCAUCAUGCGGACGCUGCUGAACCAGACCUACGGCCGCAUGCAGAUCAUCGCCUACUUCACGCGGCUCACGAACUUCCUCGUCAUGUCCCAGGCGCUGUCCGUGUUCUGCGUCGCGGAAUUCGGCAUCGUGUCCUACUUCCUCGCCGUCGAGAAGGACGCCGAGCUCGCCCGCAAGGCCCUCGUGCGCUGCCACAAGCUGCUCGUCGCGAACAUCACCGCGCCGCCGCCGCCGCCGCCGCCGCCGGCGCCCGCGCGCGAGGACGACGAGGCCAUCGACGUCCUCGAGGUGCCGCUCCGCGACGACCGCGCCGAGGCCGGCGCGCCCAAGAGCUUCUCGUCGCCGGCGGGCUGCUGGGGCGGCGGCACCAUCGACGACGACGACGUCGACCGCGUCGUCGCGCUCCGCCAGCCCGAGGAGUUCGCGCCGCGGCCGCCGCCGCCGCCGCCGCCGCCGCCGCCGAAGCCGGCGACGAGCCGCCACCGGCUCAUGUCCAUCUGCGAGAAGGUGGACCACCCGAACCCCAUCGUGCGCCAGCACAUCAAGAAGCUCAAGGCGCUCUUCGACGCCUACGACGCGGACCGGAACGGCACCGUCGACGCGCCGGAGCUCUCGAAGGCGCUCGAGACCUACAACUUCUACCUGACGUCGGAGCAGACCUACUACACGAGCGCGCCGCCCGCGCCGCCCCGCCCCGCGCGCGCGCCGCGCCGACCGUGCGAGGACAUGAGCGGCGCGCCGGACUACGACGACGCCGCGCGCGAGGGCUACGAGUGCUCCUUCGGCUUCAAGGACUUCGUCGAGCUCGUCACGGGCGGGCACCUCGAGGAGCUCGUCAUCCACGACAUCUGCGACAAGAACUGGCUCGCGAACAAGCCGCGGAGCGCCCAGACGGACCUCGUCUGCCGCUGGCUCUUCCCGCCGACGGCCGUGAUCCUCUCGGCCCUCAUCCUCGGCGUCCCGACGCACCGGUGGGCGCCGGACCCGUGA